Messenger RNA from Kogia breviceps (pygmy sperm whale), 2088 nucleotides. RefSeq names its product sodium channel epithelial 1 subunit delta (gene SCNN1D). Gene Ontology annotation, molecular function: ligand-gated sodium channel activity. Gene Ontology annotation, biological process: sodium ion transmembrane transport. The record is from RefSeq and is a predicted model, not a curated record. Gene Ontology annotation, cellular component: plasma membrane; sodium channel complex. Lineage: Eukaryota; Metazoa; Chordata; Mammalia; Artiodactyla; Physeteridae.
AUGGCCCAAGCAGCUGGUGGGGGGCCGGGGACCCGGACACGCCCGCAGCUGCCGCCAUCGCCACCACUGCCCCCGCCCGAGGAGGAGCAUGGGGAGAGGCUGGUAGAACUGCACGCCUCGUUCAGGGAGCUGCUCGCCACCUUCUGCACCAACGCCACCAUCCACGGCACCGUCCGCCUGGUCUGCUCCACAGACAGCCUCCAGACUGCGUCCUGGGCGCUGCCGCCCGUGGGGGCCCUGGGCGUGCUCUGCCGGCAGCUCAGACUCCUCUUUGAACAGCACUGGUGCUACCCGGUCAUCACGACGGUGUCCGUGCGCUCGGGGCGGGGCCAGCGCCAGCUCUUUCCGUCGGUCACCCCGUGCGACGUGGGCCCACACCGGCCGCACCCAGCCCGCCGCCCACUGCGGGUGCUGGACGACUUUACCUGGGAGAACAUCUACUCCCUGUGUGGGUUCAACUUCAGUGAGAGCGUGGACGCCCCUGGGGCCUCGGCCCCGGGCCCCGAGCCCGCCUUCCAGCUAGACCGCGGGAUCCGCCUCCCGAGGCUGAGCCCCCUGGGGGACCAGAACAGAGUGGGCUGCAAACUGGUGAGUGUCCCAGCCCUGGGAGGUCUGCAUGGGACGCGGCAGGUCGGAGCCCCGCGCUGCCCCUGUGCUGCCCAACGUAACAACGCCAGUGGCGACUGCAUCCAGCAGGCCUACUCCUCUGGCGUGGCGGCCGCCCGGGAGUCGUAGCGCUUCCACUGCGUGAACGUUCUGGCCCUGCUGCCCACUGCCCACGAGGACAGCCACCACAGCCGUGGCAGACACUUCGUCUUCUCCUGCCGCUACGACGGCCAGGACCGCCAGGCCCGACACUUCCAGACCUCCCAUCACCCCAGCUACGGCAGCUGCUACACCUUCAACGGUGUCUGGGCCGCGCAGCACCCUGGCAUCACCCACGCUGAGAUCAGCCUGGCCCUCGGGGCAGGGCAGCAGCAGCAUCUCCCUCUGCUGUCCACGGAGGCCGGCAUCAAGGUCCUGAGCCACACGCGUGACCACACGCCCUUCCUGGAGCACCGGGGCUUCAGCGUCCGGCCAGGGACUAAGACCACCGUCGGCAGCCGAGAGGACAAGGUGCACCGGCUCGGGAGCCCCUGUGGGCACUGCACAGAUCGCACGGGGGGCGUGGACGUGCAGCUACUGUACAACACCUCCUGCACCAGGCAGGGCUGCCUGGUCUCCUGCCUCCAGCCACUGACGGUGGAGACCCACUCCUGCGGCUGCUUCUCCGUGCGGCAGCCGGCCGGGGGUAGCCCCACACCCCGCCGGCCUGCGUGGGCUGCGGGGGGUCGCUGCUUCCACCGCCUCUGCGAGGACCUGGAGAUCCACCGGCUCCCCUGCGCCUCCCGCUGUCCCCAGCCUUGCAGGGGAUCUUUGUGCAGGCUCUCCGCGGGGACCUCCAGCCGGCCUUCCUCCAGGUCAGCCGUGAGUCCCGGAAGCAGGGGGAGGGGCGGGCUCGCAGUGGGGCCUCAUGGGCAGAGAGCCCUCCCCGGACUGACCUGUGUCCCCGAGGCCCUGCCCUCACACUGCCCCGCAGCGCCCGGGGAGGAGCCGCGGCCACACACCCCCAGGGAGGGCCCCACCAGCAGGUCCAGGGCCCCGCCCCUCUCACCUGCGCCCCGCCCUGGGAGCAACCUGGCCAAGGUGAACAUCUUCUACCAGGAGCUAAACUACCGCACGGUGGACGGUGGACGGUGGACGAGGACACCCGUCUACUCGGUGCCGCAGCUGCUUUCAGCCACGGGCAGCCUCUGGAGCCUGUGGUUCGGCUCUCGCGUCCUCUCGGUCGUGGAGGUGCUGGAGCUGCUGCUGGACGCCGCAGCCCUCGCCCUGCUGCAGUGCUGCCGCCAGCUCCGCGGGGCUCGGGGCCAGCCCAGGGCAGCCACGGGGGUGCCCGCUCCAAGCCAGAGGCCGGCUGGUGGCCGGGUAGCUGCAGGCAUGACGUCGAACGCCCGGGGGCCCAGCUCCACCUCCCAUGAUGUUGCAGGGCCUCCGGCAGGGGUCUUGGCUGGAGGUCAGCCCGGUAUGGGCCCCGGAAACUCCUGA